AGGUGUGAUAAUAAUAAUAAUAAAGUAAAAAUAAAAUAUUUUUGAUUUCUACUUUUUACUAAAAACUUUAGUUUACUUUACUUUUCGAUGUCUAUCGGCGGAAGACAUUGUUUAUCAAAAAUAUUCCAACCUAUUACAAUAAUUUCUAAGAAGUCUAAUCUGACUAGGCAAGAUGUAACUUCUAAGAGCCAAAGACUGAUGCUAGACUUAGGUUUUAUUCAACAAGCUAGCCCAGGAUGUUUUCAUUUUUUACCUCUGGGUUUGAAAUCUUUGAAUAAACUCAUCAAAAUCGUAGAUGAUGAAAUGUUCAAGAUAUGUGGUCAGAAAGUACUCUUUCCAGGACUCACUAAUGAUAAGCUGUGGAAAAAUAGCGGUCGUUUGAAUGAGCCAGUUGCAGAACUUUUUCAGGUGAAAGAUCGACACCAUCAAAACUAUAUCCUAAGUCCUACUCAUGAAGAAGCUGCUACUGAUUUAUUGUCAUCUGUAUCUCCUAUUUCAUACAAAUAUUUUCCUCUUAGACUGUACCAGAUUUCCAGUAAAUUUCGUGAUGAAAUGAAACCAAGAUUUGGCCUGAUGAGAGGAAGGGAGUUUGUUAUGAAAGAUAUGUAUACUUUCGAUGUUGAUGUUGAGAGUGCCAAGAAAACAUAUGAAGAAGUUUGUGAAAGCUACAAUAGAGUUUUCGAUAGAAUUGGAAUAGAAUAUGUUAAAGUUUUGGGUAGUUCUGGUACCAUGGGUGGUACCAUGUCUCAUGAAUACCAAUUCAAAGCAUCCAUAGGCGAAGACAGAAUCUUGUGUUGCAGAAACUGUAACUAUUCUGCAAACAUAGAACUUUGUGGUGAACACAACUGUCCAAAUUGUGGGGAAGGAUCUAAUAUAAAUUUGCAAACAGGCAUAGAGGUGGGCCAUACCUUUUUUCUUGGUGACAAAUAUUCAAAGCCUCUUGGAGCUGUGUGUUCUUCCACAAAUUGUAAAUCUGAAGUACUUCAGAUGGGAAGUUAUGGAUUAGGCUUGAGUAGAAUUUUGGCAGCUGCAGUUGAAGUGUUAUCUUCGGAGACGGAAAUGAAAUGGCCAGAUGCUUUAGCUCCUUAUAAUGUUAUAAUAUUGCCACCCAAGAAAGGAAGUAAGGAAGAACCACAGACAAAGAACGUUGCAGAAACUCUGUACACAAAACUAGAGGAGGUAAUACCUAGUUUGAGAGGCAAUGUCCUUCUGGACGAUCGAACUUCACUAACUAUAGGACGAAGAUUUUUAGAUGCAAAACGUACAGGUUACCAUCAUAUUGUUAUUAUCAAUAAAAAAACCACAGAAAGUCCACCCUUUUACGAACUGAAUGAUACAGCAAUGAAUAGGCAGUUGAUUUUAAGUGAAGAAGAACUCAUAGAUUAUAUCAAACAAAACACUGUAUUUUAAGUAUUUAUUUUGUAAACAAUAUAUUGUUGUCCGAUUAUUUCAGUUGUAUUUGC
This is a messenger RNA of Leptinotarsa decemlineata (Colorado potato beetle), 1463 nucleotides long. RefSeq names its product prolyl-tRNA synthetase 2-like protein, mitochondrial (gene ProRS-m). NCBI's taxonomy places the organism in Eukaryota, Metazoa, Arthropoda, Insecta, Coleoptera, Chrysomelidae. Gene Ontology annotation, biological process: prolyl-tRNA aminoacylation. Gene Ontology annotation, cellular component: mitochondrion; cytoplasm. Gene Ontology annotation, molecular function: proline-tRNA ligase activity; ATP binding. The record is from RefSeq and is a predicted model, not a curated record.